CACGUUAUGUCGGCGUGGGCCUGGCGCUAGGGGGUGAGAGCUCAGUGCUGCAGUUUCCCGGAGCGCCCCGCGAGGGCCCAGCCUGGCGGCAGGAGCCGGAUCACGACUGAGACGCAUCGUCCUGCGGACGCGGGCGGCUAUGACCCCGGAGCGCGGCGGGCCGGGCCGGGCCGGGCCGCUCCCCCCGCGCAGCCCGAGCCCCGCCAUUGACGCGCUCCAGGAAGGCGUCGCCGGGCCCUAUUGCUCGUCCCCGGGAGCCCGAGAGGAGGCCGCUGAGGGCGGGUAGCGCCGCGCUUCAUCACUCCGGUCGGGAAGCGCCCGCCGCGUCCCCCAGCAAGCGGCCCCGGGCCGCGGGCCCCGAGGAGGCCGCCAUGCGCCUGCGUUUCGCCAAGCUGUCCGAGAACGCGUCCGCCCCGUCCCGCGGCUCGGCCCGCGCCGCCGGCUACGACCUGUACAGUGCCUAUGACUAUGUGAUUCCUUCUAUGGAAAAGGCUGUAGUUAAAACUGAUAUUCAAAUUUCCCUCCCAUCUGGAUGUUAUGGCAGAGUAGCUCCACGUUCUGGUUUAGCUGCUAAGCACUUCAUAGAUGUUGGCGCUGGAGUCAUAGAUGAAGAUUACAGAGGAAAUGUUGGUGUUGUACUCUUUAAUUUUGGCAAGGAACCUUUUGAAGUUAAAAAAGGGGACAGGAUUGCCCAGCUGAUCUGUGAACGUAUCUUUUAUCCUGAUCUUGAGGAAGUUCAGAAUCUAGAUGACACUGAACGUGGUGUGGGUGGCUUUGGUUCAACUGGAAAGAACUGAAGAUAAAACUUGGAUGUAAUAAGUCCUUAUUGUACUUGGGUAUUGUAAAUUAAAUAUUGCCUUUUUUUUUUAAA
This is a messenger RNA of Alligator mississippiensis (American alligator), 871 nucleotides long. It is a transcript of the gene DUT, whose product is annotated as deoxyuridine triphosphatase. The record is from RefSeq and is a predicted model, not a curated record. Gene Ontology annotation, biological process: dUMP biosynthetic process; dUTP catabolic process. The coding region runs from base 372 to 797 and encodes 141 amino acids. Gene Ontology annotation, molecular function: magnesium ion binding; dUTP diphosphatase activity. The transcript has 7 exons. NCBI's taxonomy places the organism in Eukaryota, Metazoa, Chordata, Crocodylia, Alligatoridae.